Molecule: messenger RNA, 1476 nt
Organism: Capsella rubella
Lineage: Eukaryota; Viridiplantae; Streptophyta; Magnoliopsida; Brassicales; Brassicaceae
Product: putative ammonium transporter 1 member 5
Exons: 1
Coding region: 1-1476 (491 amino acids)
Biological process (GO): ammonium homeostasis; ammonium transmembrane transport
Cellular component (GO): membrane
Molecular function (GO): ammonium channel activity
Source: RefSeq, a predicted model, not a curated record
AUGUCGGGAGCUUUAACUUGCUCUGCGGCUGAUCUCUCUGCCCUUCUUGGCCCUAAUGCCACGGCCGCAGCUGACUAUAUUUGUGGCCAAUUGGGUACCGUGAACAACAAGUUUACCGAUGCAGCCUACGCUAUAGACAACACGUACCUCCUCUUCUCUGCCUAUCUCGUCUUUGCGAUGCAGCUCGGCUUCGCUAUGCUCUGUGCCGGCUCUGUUAGAGCCAAGAAUACGAUGAACAUCAUGCUCACCAAUGUCCUUGAUGCUGCAGCCGGUGGACUCUUCUAUUAUCUCUUUGGUUAUGCUUUUGCCUUUGGGGAAUCGUCUGAUGGAUUCAUUGGAAGACACAACUUUGGUCUCAAAGACUUUCCGACUCUCACCUCGGAUUACUCCUUUUUCCUCUACCAAUGGGCGUUUGCAAUCGCGGCUGCGGGAAUCACAAGCGGUUCCAUUGCGGAGAGGACUAAGUUCGUGGCCUACUUGAUCUAUUCUUCUUUUUUGACCGGGUUUGUUUACCCGGUCGUGUCUCACUGGUUUUGGUCUCCGGAUGGAUGGGCUAGUCCCUUCCGUUCCGCUGACCGUUUGUUUGGCACUGGUGCCAUAGACUUUGCCGGGUCAGGUGUUGUUCACAUGGUUGGUGGUAUUGCAGGAUUAUGGGGUGCCCUUAUCGAAGGCCCUAGGAUUGGUCGGUUCCCUGAUGGUGGUCAUGCUAUUGCUCUCCGCGGCCACUCUGCCUCACUCGUGGUCUUAGGGACCUUCCUUCUCUGGUUUGGUUGGUAUGGGUUCAACCCUGGUUCCUUUACCAAGAUACUCAUUCCUUACCAUUCUGGUUCCAACUAUGGCCAAUGGAGCGGCAUUGGCCGCACCGCAGUUACAACUACACUCUCGGGAUGCACCGCAGCUCUAACCACACUCUUUGGGAAACGUCUCAUAUCAGGUCAUUGGAAUGUAACCGACGUUUGCAACGGGUUACUCGGUGGGUUUGCGGCCAUAACCGCAGGUUGCUCCGUAGUAGACCCAUGGGCAGCGAUAGUUUGUGGCUUUGUUGCUUCACUCGUCCUUAUUGGGUGCAACAAGCUCGCUGAGCUCCUAAAAUUCGAUGAUCCGUUAGAGGCUGCACAGUUACAUGGAGGGUGUGGUGCUUGGGGUUUGAUAUUCGUAGGACUCUUUGCAAGGGAGAAGUAUGUAAAUGAGGUUUACGGAGCGAACCAGGGAAGGCACUACGGGCUAUUUAUGGGUGGAGGAGGGAAGCUAUUGGCAGCACAAUUAGUUCAAAUCAUUGUGAUUGUUGGAUGGGUUAGUGCCACAAUGGGAACACUCUUCUUUAUCCUUAAAAAGCUCGAUUUGCUUAGGAUCUCAGAGACUGAUGAGAUGCAAGGAAUGGAUAUAGCACGUCACGGUGGUUUUGCUUAUAUUUACCAUGAUAAUGAUGACGACUCCAUUCAGCUUCCUAGAGUACCUGGAUCUCCAGCUGUUUGA